ACAGAACUUCAAUUCCAACUCUCCAACUUAAUCUCCCUCUUUACCUUUUAGCCUUUUCGUUUUCGUUUUCGUUUUCCUUUUUUCCGCUGUUAAUGGCGUCCAAAAAAACCCUAGCUCGCCGCCUCUUCAACGCCUCCAGUCGGCUACUCUUCCGAAAUUCCGCCGUUCGCCGCACCUAUAUCUCCAAUAAUCUCCCACUCAAUCCCGGAGAUUUUGGAAUUUUCCGGCGGUUCCUUCAUCGGAGGCCUAAUUUUCCGCCUCCUUCCACAUUCACCCCAUCGCUUCCGCCAUUGCCGGUCGGAUUCGGUAAUGUGAUGGAACAGCUCGUUUCCCGCGACAGGAUUCUUCUAGAUGGACUGAAGCCUCCGACGCCGGCGCCGGCGUCGGUUCCGGCUGAGUUGGAGGGACUUACGGUGGAGGAGACGAGGAAGUUAGUGGAAUUGACGGAGGUGGUGAGAUUGAAAAGGAAAUUGAAGGAGAUUCCGAGGAGUUGUAUUACGUAUCAGGAAUUCGUUCGGAUUUGUGGAGAAGAUUGUUCAGGUAAUAAUGGAGAUAAUGAAAAUUAUGGCCUUGAGUUGGCCAAGAGGCUUGAUCAUUCCGGUGCCGUCAUCGUUUUGGGAAACUUCGUCUUUCUUGAUCCCGAACAGAUGUCAAAAUCAAUUGCUAGCUUGAUUCCCACGCUAGGAAUCAACAAGGAAGACUCGAGAGCUAGCCAGGAGCUUGAAGAAAUGGAGAAGCAGAAGGCCAUAAUUGAUGGCAAGGCCGACCAGCAAGCCCGCCGUGAACUCCGAUGGGGGCUCGGGUUUCUGGUGGCUCAAACUGCGGCCCUCAUGAGGCUGACAUUUUGGGAGCUAACUUGGGAUGUUAUGGAGCCAAUUUGCUACUUUAUAACUUCAACAUAUUUCAUGGGUGGUUAUGCCUUUUUUCUAACUACUUCCAAAGAGCCUUCAUUUGAAGGGAUUUACCAAAGCCGCUUCACUGCUAAGCAAAAGCACCUCAUGAAGCUUCACAAUUUUGAUGUCCAUAAAUACAAUCGCCUCAGAGGACUUGAUUCCGAUCAUUUUCCUUCUUCAAAUCAUCAAUUUUUAUGAAGUUUGAGGGUAGAUAUACAAAUAUUGAGAGCAUUUGUUCAAAGUUUUGAAAAUCUUUCAUUCAUACUUUUUAUACUUUCUUGCGAUGUGACUUUUGAGUGGUUGUAUACUUCGAAGAAACAAGCUUGAGUUUCAUACAUUCUUAAAUGUAAACAUAUACUUUUUACUAUUAAUAUUGACGCCUACUAUAUACUCUCUAA
This is a messenger RNA of Benincasa hispida (wax gourd), 1291 nucleotides long. RefSeq names its product chloroplastic calcium uniporter protein-like. Gene Ontology annotation, molecular function: uniporter activity; calcium channel activity. Gene Ontology annotation, cellular component: uniplex complex. Gene Ontology annotation, biological process: calcium import into the mitochondrion; mitochondrial calcium ion homeostasis. The record is from RefSeq and is a predicted model, not a curated record. NCBI's taxonomy places the organism in Eukaryota, Viridiplantae, Streptophyta, Magnoliopsida, Cucurbitales, Cucurbitaceae.